GAAGGGAUAUCGAGGUCCCUGCUGGAGCUUCUGAGCCAGAUUAUCAGGCAGCCUUGGGCCAAGAGGACAGCGAGCAACAGCCUGCACCUGUACGUCUGGGAGAAAUGUCUCCGGGCAUGUUGGAGCAGGGCGGGGUUCCGGCAGAGCCGGAGACGCCUGCCAACUUGUUUGUGGCAAGUCCUUUUCAUUCUGAGAAGGUGAAAUCAGAAGUGGAGCUUCUCAGAUCGAGACCGGCGACGUUGGAUGAUGACGGAAGGCGUGCUGGAAUCGAUUACGAUGAGGCAGCUCUUGGAGAUUCGAGCUUUUUGAGUGGCGGCAGGGAACCGGACUAUAGCUUAGCUGGCCAUGGACCUCGUGGAGGAGCUCCUAAGCUGGCCCGAGUGGAGAUAGCAGGCGAGCAUGCUGUUGAGCAGUCUGGUGAAGCCGAGGAGCAAAAGCCUGGCAUAGUUGAGGUGCAACCUGAGACUGGGCGAGGCUGGGAAAUUACUGGCAAGGGGCGGGGUGCAAAUCCGAGGGAUGGAUCCGCGAGCACUUUUGCUGGUGAGAAACCGGGAGCUUCAGACGCUCGAGAGCUCAUUCCUGACUCUGGUUUUUCCAGGAUGGAACAGAUGAUGUUGCAAGUGAUGCAGGAGAAUGCUGCACUGCGGCAGAGACUGGAAGCGGUGGAGUCUCAGUCAAGCGGCCUGAGUGGAGGAACCUGUGUGACAGCGCUCGAAGCUCAGGUCAGUUCGCCGAUGUCUUUCGCUGGGAAUGUACAGAGUUGCGUGGCCGCGCCACGAGAGAAUCGUCUUGUACAGAUGCCGAGUGCGUUUCCGGGCAACGAUUUCCAAGGAUAUUUGGCUGGCGUUGAGGAUUUUGCGCGUGGGGAAAAGGGGAUACCGAGUCAAGGCGUUCCAGGGUCUUCUCCCACUGUUGCAGAGGGGAUCUCGUCCUUUAGCGCUCCUGGGGCAUUUCCUGAGGAACCAGCGAAGUACAUUAUCGACCUGCCUAAGCUUGCUGCUGCUGACUUGACCACUAGCGCCGUAACAUGUGGCAACUGGCUUGCGCAGACACGCCAGGUUUUCGCGGGGCUUUCGCCGUCAGCGUCUGUUUGGUUCAGCUCGGUUGAGGGCGCGGCUAAUGCAAGCUAUCAGCGUUGGCUUGUAGCAGAUCCGUUGGAACGGUUAGCUCUCGAUCCCUCCACGGUUGUUGCUCACUAUGAUGCCGUCAAGCAAAGUAGGUGCUUGGCUUGUGGUCAGAGCGGACACUACCGGCCGGACUGUCCGAUUGUCCCAGCAGAGCUCAGACCGGUGCUGCCAGAGGGUGGAUCGCCAAGUGCAAGCGCAAAGGUUUUGAGGGUUGGCGAGUGGAACAUAGAUGAGACUUGGCUCUGUAGCGCUGUGAGUGCAUCCAAUCUUGAGUAUGCCUUGAUUGACUCUGGUGUCACUGAAUUGCACGUCAACGAGUAUGGGACCUUGCUUAGCCCUGUUGAUUGCCAGCUCAUAUUGCCUGCCGGGUACUUAGUCAGUAUGGGUUACCGCCUGAAGAAGUGGAAGGGCUCCGUGAGGCAUAUGGGUUGUCGCCAGCGGAGUCAUUGGCGAUCUCGGAUCACCACCUUGUACUCUUUGAGUGUCGACAUUGCUGGACCGUUCAAGGAUGGUCGCAGUUUUGACCCGAUUGCGUCUGGCAGGGAUCGUGGACGUGGCUAUAAGUACUUCAUUGCUGCAGCGUACUCGAUACCCUUGAGUCCCGAGUUGCGACCUGAUUUGAGUCCUCCGGAUGAUCUAGCUGAGUAUUGUCCUUCUGAGUGUGAGCAAGAAGCUGCAGGGGUAGGACCUAUAGCAGAUGAGGCGUCUGAGGAUUGCUCUGAGUGGCUGGACGGGGUACAUGAGCAGCUCCUGGCCCUGAUUUACCGGGGAACGCUGCAGACGGGGCAGAAGAGGUUGGAGUCGUUUGGGUACCCUGUUCACCGCUACUUCGCAGACCGUGCUAAAGAGCUGAGGAGCCAUGCUUUGAUUCAGUGGCUUCGAGAACGCGGCAUUCGUGCCUCAUUUACCGCAGGAGAGGAUCCUGCUGGAAAUAAGGCAGAGGCCAGUGUCCAGCGGUUGAAGCAAGAUGCCAGGAAACUCCUUCGCGUUGCCGAUCUGCCAAUCGAGUUUUGGCCAUUUGCUAUUCUUCAUGCUUCGCAAAGACACUUUGUGCAAAUGGCUGAGGCUUUGGGUGUGGGACAGGCUGUCCUUUUACCGUUUGGGGUAUGGUUGCAUGCGCGAAAGCGUUUGAAGUCGGGUCAUAAGAAGCAUUGGGAGACACGAACUGUUCCGGGCAAGUACCUGGGGGUUGCAACUGAUUGUGCUGGUGGGCACCUGGUGUUAAUCCAGGAUGGGUCCGAGCAGCGUGUUUUGCUAACCAACACUGUCUACCCUGUUGAUCCUUUGACAAUGGCCAACCGGUCGCUCUUCUGCUGCCAGGUUGAUGGUACGACCGUGAAGCUUCUCUUUGGAGAUUCUGGUGUUUGGCUGGGAAAUAAGCUUGAGACUGGUGACUACAGCACGGUUGAGGCCUUAGAGGAUAGGUGGGUGAUUGCUGCCUAUGCUCCUCGGGGUGCAUGGAAGAUUCUGAACGAAUACGCUCAUGAGCUUGAGAGCUUGGGGUUCGAUUCUAAAGGGUUGGAUCACCUUUUCGCUGCAGAGCGUGCUUCGAUUUCAAAGUUUAAUGCUGAGGGUGAUGAGGACUUGACCUCUGAGGGGCUUUGGGAAGUUGAGUUUCCUUGUGAAGUGUUGAAGCCUGGUUGGCGUGAGCACGCUUUAAGAAAUCACCUGUCCUCAGCUUUGGCGUGUAAGGCCCUUGUGAAGGAGCUUAGCUGUUUUGGAAAUGAUGAUGUAGGCUACGAAUUGAUUCGGACCUUGAAGUCGGUUGAAUGCCAGCGCGAGUGGUAUGAGGGACUUCUGUGGGAUGACUUUGUCAGGAAUUCUGGGAGUAUGUUAAAGGCUUUGAAUCAGGAUGUUCCUCUGAACCCGGAAGACCAAACCAGCCCUGCCGAAGCUUUUCUCCAGACGAGGACAGUAAGCUUAGCUGAGGCAAAGGGUGAAUUGGUGCUAUGGAUACCUUCGGCUACUGAGGAAGUUGUCUCUUUGGAACAAACGAAUGAGGCUGUUGAGCGCAUUGUCGUGUCGGACAUUGAGCGGUUGAUUCAAGAAGGAAAAAGGGUAACCCAGGUUCCAGGAAAGGCAGUCCUAACAAGGAAGGCUGGUGUUGGGAAACGCCGAUUCAGAUGCGUCGCGUGUGGGAACUACAUCCCCACUGGCUCUCCUGAUUCCAACAACCUUUAUGCGAGUGGCGUUGAAAGCUUGACUGUCAGAACGGCAUUAGGUUUUGCUGCUUACCGUGGUUGGGCAGCUUUGAGCGCCGACAUAAGGACGGCCUUCCUUCACGCGCCGUUGGACGGCGAGCUUGAGUCCGAAGAAAUUAUCAUUGUCAGGCCUCCAUCUAUUCUUGUAGACAUGAAAAUUCUUUCCCCGAAUCAUCGAUGGCGCGUGCGUAAAGCACUGUAUGGGUUACGACAAGCUCCCUUGGCUUGGGCCCGGUUCCGAGAUAAGUCAUUGCGGGUGCUGACCUUUCAGUGUGACGGUGCAUGGUAUGCCUUGCAGCAGGGUGUCAGUGAUGAUUCGCUUUGGUUCAUCACUAAAAGCGAGAUUGCCGAGGAUGACACUGAGCGUUGGCAUGGCAUCUUGAUCAUUUACGUUGACGAUCUUUUGGGUUUCGCUUCAUCGGUGAUCCUUAGUGCCCUUUUCGAUGAAAUACAGAAGCUGUGGAAGCUUUCGGAACCCGAGUGGAUUCGGGAGGAGGCUGCCACUAAGUUCUGUGGGUUGGAAAUCCAGGCCCUACAACGAGGAGGGUAUCGCAUAUCGCAGGUUUCCUAUUUGCAGGAGCUUUUUGCAAGAUACGACGUCACAAGCAGUGCAAGUGCGCCCUUGAGUAAUUGGACUGAUCCGGAAAAUGAGCAACAGGUGCAGUUGGAGACUGUCCGGAAGGCGCAAGCCCUGACAGGUGCUUUGCUUUGGGCUUCGUCGAAAACCAGACCCGAUAUUGCUUUUGCUGUCAGUAAACUUGGGCAAUAUGCUGUGAAGGCGCCAAGCAUUGUGAUUGAGAGCGGGCUUCAAAUCCUGCGCUACUUGUAUGGUACGGCGGACCUGUGGCUGGAAUACCAGAAGCCAAGCGACAAUUCCUGGCUCGACGCUCCGGUUCCUCGAACUUUAAAUACUCUGGAGUUGUACACCGACGCUUCCCAUGCCCCUAACGGGGGGCGAUCUUGCCAAGCGAUGGUCAUCCUAUGGGGAGGAAAUGUGUUAUGCUGGGAAUCCUGUCGUCAACCGUUUGUGACUCUGUCCUCUACGGAGGCAGAGCUAGUUGCAGUCACCGCCGGAAUAGUUGCUGCAGAAUCAAUUGGGGGCAUCAUUGAGGAAAUGAUCGAGUCCGACAUCACGGUCUCUGCCUUGUGUGAUAACCAGGCAGCGGUAAGGAUUCUUCAGCUUGCUGAGCUAAUGAAUAUGCGAAUGAGACUUUCGCCAGCUGGGGCAGAUGAUUCGAGUGAUAGGCGCUGGGUCGUACUUCUCUAUGUUCUCUGGUUAGUCCUGGGCGGCGUUCUUCCUAGUUCUGCAGAGGUAGUAACCUAUGGGGAU
Messenger RNA from Symbiodinium natans, 4658 nucleotides. The record is from the annotation of a GenBank genome assembly. Lineage: Eukaryota; Dinophyceae; Suessiales; Symbiodiniaceae.